Molecule: messenger RNA, 3234 nt
Organism: Teleopsis dalmanni
Lineage: Eukaryota; Metazoa; Arthropoda; Insecta; Diptera; Diopsidae
Gene: klu
Product: zinc finger E-box-binding homeobox 1
Exons: 3
Coding region: 384-2579 (731 amino acids)
Biological process (GO): regulation of transcription by RNA polymerase II
Molecular function (GO): DNA-binding transcription factor activity; RNA polymerase II cis-regulatory region sequence-specific DNA binding
Source: RefSeq, a predicted model, not a curated record
UAAAUAAAUAACUGAAAAAUUGAUUAAUUCAAGUGCGUGUUUUCUAUUCAAUAAAAGUCGAUCAUUUCGAUCGCUCGAGAUCACUUUCGAGGUGCUAAAAAGUCAACGCAACGCAACCUGAAACCCGACUUCGAUUCAACUUACUCGAUUGGAUUGGAUUGGAUUGGAUUACAGCACAUAACAUCGUUCAAAAGACUUAAAUCGAACAUCAAAUCACAAACUCAAUUUAAAUGAACUGUUUAAACUUUUUGUGAUCUCUCUUCGAAACGCCAAAUGAUACGGAAUCACUUCUUUUAGCACAAAGCAUCGCAUUAAGCACAUCAGAUUCACCAUUCGUCGCAUUUCUUCCUUUAGCAGAAACAAUUUCACGUAAAUUUGACCUGAUGACUAUGGCAGAAGGUACCGACCCCAUGGGGCAUCAUGCAAAUUCCCAUCAUCAUCAUCAACGUCAACACUAUCAGCCGCACCAGCACAGCCAACAUUAUGCGCCAUAUGCGCAUCUGCAGUAUCCUUUGCCGCAGCAUUUUCCAUUGACGCUGAGCUUGCAGCAACAGGCUAUGGCGGCUGCUGCUGCAGCAGCUAUUGUCGCAGAACAGCACACCAAUAAUAAUGAAUCUUUACUGGCCAACAACAAUAACAUCAGCAACAACAACAACAAUAACGUUAUGCCGUGGAAACAACGCAAGCGCCGACGUCUCUCAGCUGUGGUAGAUAAAUUGCACUACAACAACAACAAUGUCGCUACUAACAAUAAUAAUAAUUCCGAAGUCGAUGAAUCGUUGGAUAUUAAAUUAGAAGACCUGAGCAACGAGAAUGAGAAUGAGGCUAAUUUCAACAACAACAAUAACAACAUCAAGAAAUUGCACGGUACACUUCAUAACAAAUGCGGUGGCGCGAGUGCGGAUGAAGCCGAAUCGGAACAUAUGUCGAAUUGUGACAAUGACAGUCCGCGCAUAAGCAUGAGUCCUUUACAGUUAUUAUCAAAUGACUGUAAGCAAAUGCCGCCUAUGAGCGCUAUAUCGAAUACAAAGUUACUGGAGGACAAUCCUCUGCACGUCGAUAUUAAGACUGAACAUCACCUGCCAAAUCCAUACGAUCGCUACUUCCCCAUACCAUCACCACUCUUCGGUUACUAUUUGCAUACAAAAUAUUUGAAUGAAGUAUUUCGUCGAAGACAGGAUCUUUAUCCUUCACCCAUGCAGCACACACCCUCUUCAAUCUCUUCUUCAUUGACUGACGAAAUUUCACCCACAAGCCAAACAAAGUCGUUGUCUGCACAUAUGGCACAUACACCGCCACUGCCGUUGACUACUAACACCCAAUACGGAACUAUUCUCGGACAGAAAUCACCUACGCCGACAGUAUCCAUUGCUUUACCAUCACCUCCACGCAGUGAAGCCUCAACACAUGCUACACGCUCAGCACCUUCUUCACCUUCAUCCCAUGUCGCUAACACAUCUGAUCCAACCAUCAUGCCACCACCCCAAGAUCGCCCUCUGGACUUAACAGUACAUAGUCGUGGCAACACGCCCACUAAUGAGCUGAGCGCUAAAAAAUUUAAAACCCUGACACCACCACCACAAGCUACACCAAAAAUGAUGUUGCCACCAAGCCAGCAUUCACUAUCCGCAGUUAGCAUUCCUUCAGUAUCGCCAAGCAGCACAAGUUCAAUCAUGACCGCCGCUACUAACACAUCAACAUCCAGUUCUGCUCCAGUUUCACCUUACAGUUUACCGCACGCCGCUGCCGCAGCUGCACAUGCCGCUGCUGCAGCCGCAGCUGCUGCUAUGAUUAAACUGGAAAUGCCAAUGCACACUAUGCAUCCGCAUAAUACCACCACAACAAUUGUAGGCGUGCCCGUUAUAAAAGGUGAUGUCGCUUCACCCACCACAAAGGAAUCUGUUGCUUGGCGUUACAAUCUGGAUGUUUCACCUGUUGUCGAAGAAAUGCCUCCAGGUUCUGAUGUCGCAUAUGCAUGUCCUGUUUGUGGUCAAAUGUUCUCGUUACAUGAUCGCCUUGCCAAACACAUGGCAUCACGCCAUAAAUCCCGAAAUCCAACUAACGACAUUGCCAAAGCCUACUCUUGCGAGGUGUGCAAUCGCUCAUUUGCACGUUCUGAUAUGUUGACACGUCACAUGCGGUUGCACACUGGCGUCAAGCCGUACACGUGCAAAGUGUGCGGUCAAGUGUUCUCCCGUUCUGAUCAUUUAUCAACGCACCAGCGCACACACACCGGCGAGAAACCCUACAAAUGUCCGCAAUGUCCAUAUGCAGCGUGCAGGCGCGAUAUGAUCACGCGACACAUGCGAACACAUACACGCUACGAAUCACAGCAACAACAACACCAGCAGCAGCAACAACAACGCACGGGCAAUUUCAACAACAACAACAACAAUUUAACGCUAUUGAACAACAAUAACAAUUCCGGCAGCAACACAACAACCGAAUCAAAAUCUCCACGGCCUCUAUCAGCAGAUGUGAAAAUGAAUUUGCCGAUACUGUUAAAGAACGAGGAUCCAAGUAUGCAUUCUGGUCUGGGUGCUAAUAUGCCGAUCGUUGUCAAAACAGAAAGCGCUUAGGGACGUUCAAAGGAGGUAUUUGAGUGUACAAGUUUAUCGCGACACAUAUACACAAACAGUAAUUCAUACUCAAACACUAGUAGAAUUCGUACUCAACCGAUGAUAUUUAAACGCGCUCUCUCGAUUGCGAUGAGAAAGAGAUCAACCAAGCGCAAAUAUACGAAGAGUAGCUUAGUUUAACGUUUAUACGAUACGACAAAAAUCUCUCUGCAAAGACUGAGAAUUAAGUUUAAUUCAGUUUCUUAAUUAAUUUACUAAAAUAGGUGUUAAGGCAUUAAAAUAGUUAUAAGUUAUAAGGAAAGUUAUGUCAGAACAUACCUGACAUAUGCAGACUUCAUCAAGUUCCAAAAAAUUAUUAGAUUUGUAAGUUGAAAACAUUUUUAUGUAUAAGAAAUCGGUGGGUGAGCUAAACACAUAAUUAUCAGUAAUGCUUCACUAAGGUUCUUUCUUAAACGUUGUUAUCAUUAGCUCGAAGAACAUGUCAUAACGAUGGAUAUAGAAGAGUAAUUUAAACAUAAUUUGAAAAUAAAUAAUUGAUUCACCGUUAAGCCCUUGUUAGAUUUGUAUUUAUGUCACAAUUUACAAUCCAUUCUUCUUUCUUAACAGCUAUAUAUUUGUGGUCUCUCUCUCUCUCUCUCUCUGCAUUUCUUCUCAA